This is a messenger RNA of Fasciola hepatica (liver fluke), 348 nucleotides long. The record is from the annotation of a GenBank genome assembly. Lineage: Eukaryota; Metazoa; Platyhelminthes; Trematoda; Plagiorchiida; Fasciolidae.
AUGCGUCAACUUCAACCUACGGCUACACUCAAUACAACCGGCCCAGAGCAAAUUUCUCGUAAUUUAUCCACUUGCCUUCCGGUUUUUGUUCGGGUUGAUUCCGUUCGUGAAUCCCGUCAACCGCCAUACGAUGGUCCGUUUUGUGUUAUUAAAUGUUGGGAUAGGUACCUCGUCAUUGAUCGCAAAAGACACCAUGAUUCGAUUAGCGUUGACCGUCUAAAGGUAGCUUAUGUUGAACCUGCGUCCGUAGCAGAUCCUGCCAUUGUUCCUUUCACACUCACACCUUCAGAACCUUUCCAUUUACCUCAGUCAACACCACCAUCACCGUUGAUGGAACUGCAACCAUAG